Paramisgurnus dabryanus is the source of this 1562-nucleotide messenger RNA. RefSeq lists its product as uncharacterized. The record is from RefSeq and is a predicted model, not a curated record. NCBI's taxonomy places the organism in Eukaryota, Metazoa, Chordata, Actinopteri, Cypriniformes, Cobitidae.
UUAAUAGUUUCACUCGUCAUCAUUCGAAGAGCAAGCCAAGCCUGAAAGCCGUUAUCUGCCUGGAUUCGUGUGUUGUGAAAAAGUGAAAGCAUCAUGGAUGCAACAUUGUGCUCGAACACGGUCAACCAGUUUGCUGUUGUAAAAUUUGUCAAAUCCAACACAGUGGAUGCUGUGCCAACGAACUGGCUAGAGACAACUGAAAAGACUGUGUUUUGCUACUGGCCGCAGAAGAACGUGACUGCCAAAAUCAAAAGGAGAGAGAUACCUGACAAAACACGUUGGGCCAAAUGCAAAGUCACAGUUUUAACAUACACAGACAGCUACAGCAAGGCUAGAGACAAGGUCAACCAAGCAACAGUGACCUCAAAUUUGGAAAGUGACCUGGAAGAAGAAGCAGGCAGGAAGAUUGUCACACCUGCUCGGUACCUCGACUCAGAUACAGAUAUAGAUGAGCCUUUUGCCAAGAGAUUGAAGAAAAAGACUGCCACAUCUGCCACAAUUACUCCCCAGACUCCACAGAUGCCAAACAUGCCUUCCUUCACCCCAUCAAUGGAUUUCUUUUCAGCCAGACACAACGAGGACAGCCCCACUUUGCUAAAAAAUGUGGCUGUGACCUCAACAAGGACUAUGUUACAGAGCAGUGACAAAGGUCCUUCUAUGACCAGCACUCCGAAUACAACUUCAAACACUCAGACUUUGCUCACAAAUUUAGAUGUGACCUCAACCAGGACUAUGUUACAGAGCAGUGACCAAGGUCCUUCUUUGACCAGCACUCCGAAUACAACUUCAAACACUCAGAAUGAUUCUUGUAUACCAGCAUAUGUGAGGGCCAUCUUUAUUAAACUGGACAAGAUCGAACUCUCUCUAGAGACCAUUCAGUCCAUUUUAACCAAAAACAUGGGUUCUGAUGACCCUGAAAUUGAAGAGCUGACCAGGUCACUACAGACUCCAGCCCAACUUGAAGAAGCUUCUGACAAGCUAAAGGACACAGCUCACAGAAAGAAAGUGGUUGAUUAUCUGUCACUGCUGGGUGGUAAAUCUCCUGGUGACUCUGUACGACGGAUAAUGCGAAAAAUUGGAACAAAUGCUCUUUGGGCCAAUUACAGUUUGAAGGGUCGAAAGGGGAAAAGAAAUUUUCAGGACCUGGCUAUAUAUCCCAUCAUAAUCCAGGCCUGCCAGAAGAUCCACCCCACGACUCUUCAAAAAACGAUUGAGAACUGUGUAGCGGAUACAUUACGAUAUGCUCCACACAGAAUCACUCAGGUUGGAGGACCAUCCAUGGAUAGUGAAGAACAUGCAGCAGCAGCUCCAGAGGGGAGCGGCAUGCUUGAAUCUGCUGACUAGCCAAAUCCUUUUUUUUUAUCAUGUUGAAGACCAGAAAUGUUUAAAAAUGUUCAGAUUUAAGCAGUUCUAUUAGAUUUUUUAUUUAGUUAAUUUAUCCUAUGAACAUGCAGCAGCAGCUCCAGAGGGGAGCGGCUUGCUUGAAGGGAGCGGCUUGCUUGAAUCUGCUAACUGGACAAAUCUUUUUUUUUUAUCAUGUUGAAGACCACCAAUGUGUAAAA